GACUGAAUGAGUAUCUCAGCAGCACCCAAUUCCCUUUCUUUCUAUUAAAUGGAGAAUACAUUUGCAGGCUAAUUAUGGCAUCUCUCACCUCGACCUGCCAAAUAAACAGCAUUUGGAACCUACUAAAUUUAACCAUCCUCUAACCGCCAGUUCUAAUGGGUCCACACAACGUGGCAAGCCAACCCUGAAACCUCAAUGGUUGCGCUUCUGUAUCAGACAACGCCCGCGGUUCCACGACUACCACCCAGUUGUGGCGUGCUGAAUGGACUGGCGGCGCCAGUUGCUCUCUCGUUAACAAGAAUCAGUAUCAAAAUAUCCGUUUUGUGUAUCAGCUUGGUGUUUGAUCUCCUGUUGGUAUGCUUGGGCAACUGGCGGCUAGCAUAUUUAACUCGUCUGAAGUAUCUAUGGAGUGGAAUGCGACGCCUCUCUCUCCCCCCGACUUAUAUCCUUUUUCUUCUUCUCGCUAGCUGAAUCACCAUUGUAAGGGCGGUUUCUCCCUUCCUUUCCCCCAAAAUGGAAUCUUGACAGUGGAGGAGUUACUUUUAAUUACCCUUUGUGGCCAUCGCUAUUGUUAUUAUUACUUCAUAAUAUCCAGAGACAUUGACGCUGGUCGUCAAUGAUCUAUUCACUCACUUCUUGGCUCAAGCGGAUUUGGAUCUUGCUACUUCACGGCUUGGAUAGUCGACACUACUCUUUUGCUCUCUGUGAGGCCAGGGUACACUAGGGAGAGAGGAGAGUGGACUGAGCGCCGAGAUCAUAAAAGCGAAGAAAAAUCGGAGAGUGUACGCAACUGUCAAUUUUUUUCAACGAGAGGGCUAGUUGCACCUCUAUCACUUUGAAAGAUUUUCUUUACGACAGAGGCUAGGGGUUAAGGGAAAAAUUUGACGAGUUUGGAUUGAGAUAAAAACCGGAAAAGAAAAAUCGAAGAACAUGGUCAAUAGCAUUCUUGCCACUUUCCUUGUGUCUGAAGGGCUUUUUGUCCUAGGUGGAGCCCUUAUUCUCGCUGUUGCGCUCAUCAGCAAGUCACAACUGGGUGUCGAAGCAACAUUGGACAACGUCGCGCACAUUUUGCUGUUAUCACACUGCCCUAUAACCCCCGCGAUCGUCAAUGCUGGUUUCAUCUUUUUUACCUUCAUUAUCUCGUUGCCUGCGAUAAUGCUAGGAACGGUCCGAGUUUGGCUUAAAAUCCAUGGCUGGUUCGUCGUUGCAAGCGGUAUUUUCACCCUUUGUUUAGGGUUGAGCAUCUGGUUCGAAACUCUCAAAACGCGGUCAAAAUUAGAGAUUAUGUGGAAUGCACAGCCUGCGGCGAUACAAAGUUUGCUUCAGCAAAGGUUCGACUGCUGCGGCUAUCUAAACAGCACUUCUCCGCCAUUCCAAGUCGAUCGAAUAUGCCCAAACCCACUUGUUGCUGCACAGAAGGCAGGAUGCGUAGGACCCUUCUCCAAUUACGCAAAUCACUUUCUUGAUGUUAUUUUCACGGCGGAUUUCGGUGUUGUCGCCAUCGAUGCUAUCCUCCUCCUGUGCAUCGCGAUUGUACUCAAGGACCAAAAGGACCGCGAAAGGUACCGCCAGAUAGAUUUAAAGAACGGGUUCGAAACUAUAUAAGCAAAUGGCCUGGAUGAUUGUUUGCCACCAAACGGGAAAGAGGGCAUUCAUAGGCCAGGUUCAUGUUUUGGUUUAUGAGCCAAUAGAAAUAAUAACUAGAGGCGUGCUCGCUAGAAAGGAACCUGGACAAAUAUCUAAAUGUCUGCCACGGUACAAGAAGUAGAGGCAUUCUAUUUGCUGAUGAAAUUCGAAUCCGUCAAACAGGCAAAAGAAUAAAUGUCAAGCUUCUGAAGUU
This is a messenger RNA of Histoplasma capsulatum G186AR, 1840 nucleotides long. Its product is annotated as tetraspanin. Bases 931 to 1605 code for a protein of 224 amino acids. Lineage: Eukaryota; Fungi; Ascomycota; Eurotiomycetes; Onygenales; Ajellomycetaceae. The record is from RefSeq and is a predicted model, not a curated record. The transcript is spliced from 5 exons.